Messenger RNA from Neomonachus schauinslandi (Hawaiian monk seal), 546 nucleotides. Its product is annotated as 40S ribosomal protein S3a-like. Bases 1 to 546 code for a protein of 181 amino acids. Gene Ontology annotation, molecular function: structural constituent of ribosome. Lineage: Eukaryota; Metazoa; Chordata; Mammalia; Carnivora; Phocidae. The record is from RefSeq and is a predicted model, not a curated record. Gene Ontology annotation, biological process: translation. The transcript is spliced from 2 exons. Gene Ontology annotation, cellular component: ribosome; cytosol.
AUGGCGGUCGGCAAGAACAAGCACCUAACGAAAGGCGGCGAAAAGGGAGCCAAGAAGAAAGUGGUUGAUCCAUUUUCUAAGAAAGAUUGGUAUGAUGUGAAAGCACCGGCUAUGUUCAAUAUAAGAAGUAUUGAAAAAACAUCAGUCACAAGAACUCAAGGAACCAAAAUUGCAUCUGAUGGCCUCAAGGGUCGUGUUUUUGAAGUAAGCCUUGCUGAUCUGCAGAAUGAUGAAGUUGCGUUUAGGAAAAAGAUGAUGGAAGUCAUGACCCGAGAGGUGCAAACAAAUGACUUGAAAGAAAUGGUCAAUAAAUUGAUUCCAGACAGCAUCGGAAAAGAUAUAGAAAAGGCUUGUCAGUCUAUUUAUCCACUCCACGAUGUCUUCGUUAGAAAAGUAAAAAUGCUGAAGAAGCCCAAGUUUGAAUUGGGAAAGCUCAUGGAGCUUCAUGGUGAAGGUAGUAGUUCUGGAAAAGCUACUGGGGAUGAGACCGGUGCUAAAGUUGAACGGGCUGAUGGAUAUGAGCCACCAGUCCAAGAAUCUGUUUAA